This is a messenger RNA of Oldenlandia corymbosa var. corymbosa, 951 nucleotides long. NCBI's taxonomy places the organism in Eukaryota, Viridiplantae, Streptophyta, Magnoliopsida, Gentianales, Rubiaceae. The record is from the annotation of a GenBank genome assembly.
AUGUUUCGAUCGGCGGGGCAACGGUUGUUGCCUGCUUUAUGCCGGAACAGACAAACCUCCGACCACUUCAUUCGUAGUGUUUACGUACUGCACAGUCCACGCCUAUUUUCGACUUCAACCACCUCGGAACCGAUAAAACCCAAUCAAAACCCUACUCAUUUUGACACUGCUUCCACCGCCUUUCCCUCAUCAUCAGCUACAACGGCGGCUGGAUUCGACGGGAGCGAGAAAGCCGGUGGGUACAGCCAUGAAGAUCAGAGGUCACGAGCAGCUCGGCCGGAAAAAACACAAUACCUCGAUGAACAAGCACGAGUGCUGCGCGCCUCCCUUCCACAUGUGAUUCGAUUGGGAUGGACUGAAGCGGCUAUGCUUGCUGGAGCCAGGGAGGUUGGUGUCUCCCCUUCUAUAGUUGGCUCUUUUUCCAGAAAAGAAGCUGCAUUAGUGGAGUUUUUCAUGGAUGAGUGCUUGCAACGACUCAUUGAUAUAAUUGACUCGGACGAGAACUUGCAAGCCUUGAUACCUAGUGCACGUGUUGCAAAGCUUGUGAGAACCAGGUUGGAAAUGCAGGCUCCUUACAUAUCUAAAUGGCCCCAGGCUCUCAGCAUUCAGGCUCUACCUGCAAAUAUUCCAACCAGCUUCAAGCAGCGAGCGAUGCUGAUUGAUGAGAUCUGGCAUGCUGCUGGUGAUGAGUCGACUGAUGUUGAUUGGUAUGUGAAGCGCACUGUUCUUGGUGGGAUAUACUCCACAACAGAGCUGUAUAUGCUAACUGAUGCAUCGCCAGAUUUUAAAGAUACAUGGACAUUCUUGGAUGGACGAAUUAGAGAUGCCUUUGACCUGAAAAAGACUGUUCAGGAGGCCAAAUAUCUUGCAGAAGCAGUUAGUGCUGGAAUGGGGGGAUCUUUGCAAGGAUUGAUGCAGCAAGUUUUGAAAAAUGUAGGGAGGUCUUCUUGA